Molecule: messenger RNA, 3942 nt
Organism: Ceutorhynchus assimilis (cabbage seed weevil)
Lineage: Eukaryota; Metazoa; Arthropoda; Insecta; Coleoptera; Curculionidae
Source: the annotation of a GenBank genome assembly
AUGGAAGAGUUACUGAGUGCAUGGGGCUAUGAAGACCUCAUAGAAUCGUUUAAAGAAAAUGACUUGAAUAUAAAUAACAUCUUUGAGUUAACGGAGCCAUUAAUUAAAGAACUGAUACCAUCAAUUGGUAAAAGAAUGGCUUUCCUGCAAAAAUUUAACUCUGCAAAGGAAUUGAUGUUAUUGGAAGUUGUAAACAUAGAAAAUAGACCUCCGAGUCCGUCGACGACUAAUAAUAAUAGUGAAGUUUCAUCAGCCAUAAAUACGAAUAGUACAACUAGUAUAGUUUCGGUGGAUGGAGGAAGUACUAGUACUAGUAAUAAUAAUAGUGAAGACUAUUUUAUAAUUCCCGAAGACAACACUCGCAUGGCUUUUUGCAACAUAGUGGAUGCACUUACAAACAACUUAUUUCCUGAUUUUCAUUUGGGAACCUUAUUGGAGACUUCUCCCCUUGGGAAAUCUAUUUUAAAAUAUUAUGAAUGUAACCAGACCUUGGACCACACUCACCGUAGCCGUCUUGUCGAUAUUAUUGUUAAGCAUAUAUUCAAUUUUAUCGUAAAAAAUCGCCUUAAACACGAUGACUUCAACCGAAUUACUUCUAAAAUUAUCGAUCUCUUUCCAAAAGAAUGUCCUUCCACUUACUACAUACCAGCUAUACCUAAAAGACAUUCCAACGUUGGAAAACCAAUACUAGCAAAAGGAAGGUUGGUGGAUAAAGUUAGAAAUCUAUUACAUAGGAGUGGUGAAGGUUCACAGUUACGGAAAAAGAAAGGAGCGGAAGAUCUACCGUCAGCUGAUGCUAAAAGACGCACAGUGGAAUGUAGCAAUGAAGAUGCAGAGAGAGCAUGCUUGUGGUUGAAAAAUAGACAAGAACCUUGGGAUGAGGUGAUCGAAAACUGGACAAAAACUCAUGACUUCCGGCACUGUGACAAAAAUGCAAAGACAGUAGCAGAUUUCCUGAAACAAUGGCCAAUAUUAAAUUCCCAAUCGUCACAGGGAUUGAUCGAUAUAGAUUUCGAUCUAUUAUAUCCAAAUUGUGGGUUAAAAUUGGUUACCAAUUGGAAGCAUUUUUUUGAAACUGUUAAGAGAUUAAGACACAAAAAUAUCAGAGAUGAGACUCCGUUACUUCUCCUUAACCAUUUACAAGAGCUAGGAGAGGAUCAUUGUGACAAUAUUGAAGCAGUUCAGCUCUAUUUACUUUCCUAUAUGAUUCCACCUAAGGGGCGUCUAUGCUUAGAAAAUAAAAAGCACUGGAAGUUUUCGUCGCAGGAGAGCUGCGAUAGCCUUAUUAUACACGCAAAGGUUAAUUGUGGUGACAUAGAGAGACUUAUGAACGCCCAAAAAGAGAAGGCCAAAGCGAAAAAACUCACUCUACAGCCAUAUGUACUUAUCGAAGGACCAACAUUAUGGGAAAUAAGCAACUGUUACAUUGUCAUAGAUGAUCUUAAAUACCAGGUGCCAACCGCUAUGAAAGCGAUAGACCUUUGCUUCAAAGUGUUCCAUGUGUUCCAUGCAAAGUACCCCCCUCAGUCUGAUCACAUUUGGACUUUGAUUCAAAAAGAAAGCGAUUGCAAAAGAUCUUUUCAUAGGCGAGGUGUUUUUAAAAAACACCUAUAUAAAGAACAUUCCUAUAUUUUAAAGAGUAAAAAUAUUUCCAAAAAAACGUUACAUUUUUCUGAAACUGAUGUUAACAGUCCCUCAUCUACAAACGACUUAACUAAUAGCCCGAGUAGCAGUGAUCAUAAACAGGAACCACAGUAUGACAGCAGUGUUCAUAUUUUUGAUAAUGUGAAUGCUUCUGAUCUAGUUAAUAAACUGGAAACUAUAUUAAAGAAAUCUGCGGAAGAUUUAGUAUCGAAAUUAUAUAAUAAUUUAUCCCUAACCCGAUCUACUGUUGAUACAGUAAUACAGUAUUUCAUUGCGUUUCUGAAUAGUGGCGUGUUCAACAUCGCAAAUGAGUUAAUAUGCAAUCUAAAUAAACAACCAGAUUCUAAGCUCAGUAAUACACUUCAUUCCCCAGUACUGAAUAUUUUCGAAAAAAUUGAAAAUUGUUUUUCGUUUUUAAGUACUGAAUAUAAGAGGUUUAAAUAUUUUAAUUCUUGUGGAAAAUUUAUAAAACCUAUACAGUGUCCUAUAGGUACAUCUACAGAAGAAAGCAGAAAGCAGGGGACUGUUUCGUUAAUUUUAAAAGAAAUAUUUAGCGUAUUCAUACCAAUGCGAGCAGUUCUAAAAGAGUUUUUGGAGUUACCUUCUGUUUUAGAUAAAAUAUUAGACUAUCAAAAUAGUUUAGUAUCAACCAAAACCAACGAGGAUUGUAUGCUGAAUAUUGUGCAAGGGGACUUGUGUAAAGAUUUACGUUCCGAUAAAAAUAAAAUUAUUUUGCCAAUUAUUCUUUACUUUGAUGAUCUGGAGGUAUGUAACCCUCUAGGAAGCCACGCUGGUUACUACAAACUUGGCUCCGUGUAUUACACUAUAGCAACUAUACCCCCAGAAUUCUCUAGAAGACUGGAAAAUAUUUUUGUUGCACAGAUUUUUCACAGCAAUGAUCGAACACCGUUUGGAAAUUCAAAAGUAUUUAACUGUAUUAUUGAUGAAUUACUUUUCUUGCAAAACAAUGGUAUUCAAGUUAGUAAAAGCGAUAAAUCAUUAACACAAGUUCAUUUCACUCUUGUUUUAAUUAUAGGUGAUAAUUUAGGCGUUCAUUCGCUCCUUGGUUGUUCUGAGAGUUUCUCCGCAACAUAUUAUUGUCGAUUUUGUACUGGUGAAAAAUCUGAAUUGAAAGUUCAAACUUCGGAGAACCUUGCUUAUUUACGUCUAGAACCUGAUUACGCUAAUCAUUCAGAAAACAAAUUAUUUGGCAUUAAAGAGACAUGUAUUUGGCAUAGCUUGAAAAGUUUCCAUAUUUAUCGAAAUAUGACAUGCGAUAUAAUGCAUGAUCUUUUUGAGGGUGUGCAUAGAUAUGAUAUGGCUCAUAUAGUUUCAGCUUUGAUUGCCUCUAAUUUCUUUAGCCUUUCCACUCUAAAUUCAAAAAUUAAGUAUUUCUCAUAUCAUAAUGAUGAGAAAAAUCUGCCGCCUAAUAUUAAACAAGAACAUUUAAACAAUGGAAGUAUAGUUUUCUCGGCAGCAGAAAUGUUAACACUGGUUAGGAAUUUCCGAUUCAUUAUUGGUGACUUUGUUCCCGAAGGAAAUGAAAUUUGGGAUUUCUAUUUAAAAUUAUUAGAUAUAACAGAUUUAUUAACAUCUCAAACUAUUUCUAGUGGGGACGCAGACUAUUUGAAAUGUUUGAUAACAGAACAUCAUGAAAUGUAUCUGUCAUUAUUUGAGGACAACCUGAAACCUAAACACCAUUUUUUACUCCACUAUCAUAGAAUUUUGAAACUAGUUGGACCACUCUGCCAUAUAUCAUCAAUGCGAUUCGAAGCAAAACAUCGAGACUUGAAGACUAAUUCUAACAAUGUACGGAGCAGAAAAAAUUUACCUUUAACAUUGGCUUUGCGAAUACAACUCAAAAAUUGCUAUAGAUUUUUGUCUGGCACAGGACUUUCAAAUAUUAUAACUUAUGGUUCUGUUUAUGAAGAAAUAUUCGAUUUCUCUGAACACAAAGUUGAUGAAUUAAAAGACAAUGUAUUUUUUGUACCAUGGUAUGAAAAAAAUGGAAUUAAAUUUAAAUUGAAAGAUGUUAUUGUAGAGAGUAAUAUUGAUACAGAUAUUCCACAAUUUUCUGAAAUAUCACAAAUAAUGAUUGAUGUGAAUAAUUCGGAAAAAUGUUAUUUUGUUUGUAAAAAAUUAUUUAUCAUAAAAUACAGUCUACAUUACAAAGCCUAUAAAAUCAACUGCUCUUCUGAUAAAAGUAUUAUAUGUUUAGCAGACACUAUGUCUUUAUUCCCAACAAAAAUUCACACAUUAAGUACCGGAGAACUUUAUGUUUCAACGCCAAAAAUGUAA